AUGUUUAUAGAUCAAUUUCCAUCAAAGUGUGGACCCGCAACUACCACUACCACCCCAGCCACAACAACCACUACCACUCCAGCACCCGAAACAACAUCUGUGGCAACAACAGUAACGACACUGACAACAACAAACAACUCUGGUGUUGGGCCGACUUCUACUAACACUUUCACGGCUUCUACUAACAAAACCAGCCUUUCUUCUACGCAAGCAGCUCCUGUCUCCACCACAGCAGUAAAACCUACCAGUUCCCCGGACUGGCAGACCCCAGUAAUAGCGGGUAGUGUGGCAGCGGUGGUAGUCGUGAUAGUAGUGGUGGUUACUGUGGUCCUCUGUAAGAGAAAGUCUAAACCUGCUAAUGAUUCAAUAUCUCAUUCAGCAGAACUGAGAGGUAGUGAUAGGCCUGAUGCUCACGCCAAAGGAGCACAUGUAAAUUCAGCAUUUGUUAACUCGGAUUACAGAGAAAUUGAUGAAAAACACUUCCAUGAGAAAGAAAUUUCUAACCGAUCCAGUCAGUCAGAAUCCAUGAAUCAGGGUUCCUUUGUCCCACAAAAUCCUAUCUCUAGUGACCCUGAUGCUGAUCAGACAAGAGAAACAUUUCCCUCUAAAUCUCGCGUGACGAUUCCAAGGCCAGAAGUUAAUUUGUCACGUAAUUCUACCGAGGAUCAGUUCUGGGAAGAAAGAUUGUAGCCACGUUUUCAAAAUGGUAAAUCUGGAAUCUAUUUCAUUGAAACAAAUUGGAAAAUAAUAAUAUUGCAUUUUAAACAGAAUUCUAAAUAAUAUAAUUAAAGAUUGAUCAUCAUAUUUCUUUUCAAAACUUGCUUGCUUAUUUGAUGUAUAAGCACUUUGCCUGUAUACAUUAUAUAUUAGCUGUAAUUAUCUCCUAAAACAGAAAAGCUUCCUAAUAAUUAACUUUUUGAUCCAUUUCAUAUCACUUUUAGUAACUAGAGUUUUUCCUCCUUCUGUAGGUCCGACCACUACCACUCCGACCACUACCACUCCGACUACUACCACUCCGACCACUACCA
Mizuhopecten yessoensis (Yesso scallop) is the source of this 1028-nucleotide messenger RNA. Its product is annotated as integumentary mucin C.1-like. Lineage: Eukaryota; Metazoa; Mollusca; Bivalvia; Pectinida; Pectinidae. Bases 1 to 690 code for a protein of 229 amino acids. The transcript is spliced from 4 exons. The record is from RefSeq and is a predicted model, not a curated record.